AUGACAGGGGGCGACACCACCCAUUUUGUGAAGAACCCGAUUAGCGGCGCCUAUGGCCCUAUCGAGUGCGAUGAAAACAGUAAAUCUAGAGCCUCGUUGCAGAGGAAUACUGAUUGUGGCCCACCUUUUGCCCAGGGUUUACCGUUCAGCAUUUGCCUUCAUGAAGAAAAGUGUAGCCAGAGUGUCACGGGGACGGGAAACUACGGUAAUACUGACGAGUCAGACUAUAUGAGCACGCUGAUCCAGACAACCAUGGCGAAAGCAACGAGAGGAGGUGCGGGCAAUCCGAACCAAGCGGCUCUCGUCAACAUACUUUCCCUUCUUCAAAUAGUGAUUGACGAUCAAACAGGGAGCAACCGGGCAGAGAUGACACUAUCCAUUGACGCCCAAUGCUCGAAUGUCAGCCUAGUCGACUCCGGCUGUGAUGGCCUGCUGGGCACCAUCACGAGUGCGGUUUUGGGGGAGAUUCCUGGGGUAGGCGAGUUCGUUGCACCGGCAUUUGAUAUUACCUGCGAGGCACUCGGUAAUUAA
This is a messenger RNA of Cladophialophora psammophila CBS 110553, 531 nucleotides long. RefSeq lists its product as uncharacterized. The transcript has a single exon. NCBI's taxonomy places the organism in Eukaryota, Fungi, Ascomycota, Eurotiomycetes, Chaetothyriales, Herpotrichiellaceae. The record is from RefSeq and is a predicted model, not a curated record. The coding region runs from base 1 to 531 and encodes 176 amino acids.